Mastomys coucha (southern multimammate mouse) is the source of this 5333-nucleotide messenger RNA. RefSeq names its product ArfGAP with coiled-coil, ankyrin repeat and PH domains 3 (gene Acap3). Lineage: Eukaryota; Metazoa; Chordata; Mammalia; Rodentia; Muridae. Bases 1633 to 4008 code for a protein of 791 amino acids. Gene Ontology annotation, molecular function: GTPase activator activity; protein binding. Gene Ontology annotation, cellular component: cytoplasm. The record is from RefSeq and is a predicted model, not a curated record. The transcript has 24 exons.
UGGAUAGACACGUUUGUACAUGUGCUACAUCUCUGUGGAUUCAUGAGCCAUGUUUGCCAAGCUACUAGAUACAUGUUAAUGUAUGCAGAUGUGUGUUUUAGUGUUCACUGUGUCCCUAGAAUACGUCUGUAUACCCUGUUCUAAUACAUGUAUGCAUGUUUAUGUAUGAGCAUGUAUCAUGCCUUUGCACAUGUGUGCUUGACCACAUAUGUGCAUGAAUGCCAGGUUUCUGAGGGCCUACCUCAGCAGUCCAGCUCUUUGCAAAACCACCUUGCAAGAGAAUCAGCAAGAAACACCUUGGAUCGUUAGAGUUUGCCAAGAGUAUCCACUGACUAUAGGCAUGGGGCUUGAGGUAGUCAACUAUGCUUUCCUGUUUUCCAUUGAGAGGAGUGGUCUGAGAGCCUCUAAUACCCCACAGUUCUGCAUUCAGGCUUGGUAGGAGUCAUAGCCAAGGGCUCUGUGCAUGGAAUUGGGUCCCAGUUAAAGCACUUUCCUCUUUGUCCUGACCUCUGUCUGCAAAGCCCUGGCUCCACCCUGCCCUGUAUAGGGGUUUGGGCCUAAGCAGAAAUCCAUUCACCUCUAGGCCUUCUUUGCCACAGCCAUCUAGUUGGACUUGUGGGGCCGCAGUAGGUGUGGCAGCUGCCUAGGCUUAACAUUAUUUCUUUUGGUGGGGGAGGGGAAUGCUGGGGUAAAGACUGAGGAUGACUCUCUGGACAUUGAUCUUGGGGUUAUGGAAGCUGGCUUGGUGGGUUAGGGUGAGCUGUGAUGGAUGGAUUUGAAGAGAACCUUGUCUCUCUAAGGUGUUACUGAGGUUAUAACUUGAUCUUUCUGGCCAAGAACCUUUAGGUGGGGCAGGGUGGAGCUGUCUGAAGGAUGUGGAAGUGGGGUGGAGCCUAGACCCUAACCUGGAAAUGGUGGUAGUUUUGCUUUGGAACUCUUGGCCUAGAAUAAGGGCUUGUGACAGCCUUAGGAAUGUCUCAUAGUCCCUGAAGCUGUGGGUGGGGGUGCAGGGGAGCCCCGGAAGAGAAGCCAGCCCAGCCUUGGCUGCAAGCCCUUCCCUGGGUGGGGCUUCAAGCGCUGAGUCAUGGCUUUGGUGAGGGGGCUCCUCCCCAACCUCUAAGCUGCUGAGGAAGUCCCUGGCUGGCAAAAAAUAGGCUUAGGGCAGGGCAGGAGGGGAUGCUUCAGGUCCUUGGUUGAGGAAGGGAGUGCUGAGAGACUCCUAGGACAGAAUGCUGGCUCCCUUGAGCUUGUACUAAGUGCCCACUAUGUUCCCCUGUCUCUGAAUACAAAUGCCAGCUCCUGCUGCAGCCCCUCCCAGUUUCUGGCUCCAUGGCCAGCUGCAGCUCUCUGUGCAGCUGUCUGGGCUGUCAGGCCUGCUUGGGGAAGCCCUGAAUUGGUCUCUCCUAGGCAGAUAGUUACAUCUGUGUUCUGGAACUUCUGGCUGUCAUAGUGGCCAGAAUCCUGGAACAGAGCCUCCUGUGGUGGCCUGUGUUAGGCUUAGAUAAAGGGCAUUUUUUUCCCAAACUGGACAGGCUGUGCAGCAUCCUUCAAAGGGCAACUAUCGAUGAGGUAGAAACAGAUGUGGUUGAGAUCGAGGCUAAACUGGACAAGCUGGUCAAACUGUGCAGUGGUAUGAUCGAAGCUGGCAAAGCCUAUGUCACCACCAACAGGCUCUUUGUGAGUGGCGUCCGAGAUCUGUCUCAGCAGUGCCAGGGUGACACCAUCAUUUCGGAAUGUCUGCAGAGGUUUGGAGAUAGCCUACAGGAGAUGGUCAACUAUCACACGAUCCUGUUUGACCAGGCCCAGAGAUCAGUGCGGCAACAGCUCCACAACUUUGUCAAAGAGGAUGUGCGGAAGUUCAAAGAGACAAAGAAGCAGUUUGACAAAGUGCGAGAGGACAUGGAGUUGUCCUUGGUGAGGAAUGCCCAAGCCCCAAGGCACCGGCCCCAUGAAGUAGAGGAGGCCACAAGCGCCCUCACUCUCACCCGGAAGUGCUUUCGCCACUUGGCAUUGGACUAUGUACUCCAGAUCAAUGUCCUCCAGGCCAAGAAGAAGUUUGAGAUCUUAGAUUCUAUGCUGUCCUUCAUGCAUGCCCAGUACAGCUUCUUCCAGCAGGGAUAUAGCCUUCUACAUCAGCUGGACCCCUACAUGAAGAAGCUGGCAGCUGAGUUGGACCAGCUUGUGAUUGACUCUGCUGUGGAAAAGCGAGAGAUGGAGCGCAAGCAUGCUGCCAUACAGCAACGGACGCUCCUGCAGGACUUUUCCUAUGAUGAACCAAAAGUGGAAUUUGAUGUGGAUGCACCAAGUGGUGUGGUAAUGGAGGGCUAUCUCUUUAAGAGAGCCAGCAAUGCCUUCAAGACAUGGAAUCGACGGUGGUUCUCCAUUCAAAACAGCCAGCUGGUCUACCAGAAGAAACUCAAGGAUGCACUGACUGUGGUGGUAGAUGACCUACGCCUAUGCUCUGUGAAGCCAUGUGAGGACAUUGAACGGAGGUUCUGCUUUGAAGUCGUGUCACCUACCAAGAGCUGUAUGCUGCAGGCUGACUCCGAGAAGCUGCGACAGGCUUGGGUUCAAGCUGUGCAGGCUAGCAUCGCCUCUGCCUACCGGGAAAGUCCAGAUAGCUGCUACAGUGAGAGGCUGGACCGUACAGCAUCACCAUCAACAAGUAGCAUUGAUUCCACCACGGAUUCUCGGGAGCGUGGAGUCAAGGGCGAGAGCGUGCUGCAGCGUGUGCAGAGUGUGGCUGGCAACAGCCAGUGUGGCGACUGUGGCCAGCCAGAUCCCCGCUGGGCCAGCAUCAACUUGGGUGUGCUGCUCUGUAUUGAGUGCUCAGGCAUCCACAGGAGCUUGGGUGUCCACUGCUCUAAGGUACGAUCCCUGACACUGGAUUCCUGGGAGCCAGAGCUGCUAAAGCUGAUGUGUGAGCUUGGAAAUAGCACCAUGAACCAGAUCUAUGAGGCCCAGUGUGAGGGCCCAGGCAUUAGAAAACCCACAGCCAGUAGUUCCAGGCAGGACAAAGAGGCAUGGAUCAAGGACAAAUACGUUGAAAAGAAGUUUCUAAGGAAGUUGACUUCUGCACCAGCCCGGGAACCCCCAAGACGCUGGAGGGCACAGAAGUGCCAGCGCCCUCACAGCUCCCCCCACGCCCCUACUACCCGCCGCAAGGUCCGGCUUGAGCCCGUCCUGCCCUCCGUCGCUGCUUUGUCCUCAGCUGGUACUAUGGAGCGCAAGUUCCGCCGAGACUCCCUCUUCUGCCCUGAUGAGCUGGACUCCCUCUUCUCCUAUUUUGAUGCAGGGGCUGCUGGGGCUGGUCCACGCAGUCUAAGCAGUGACAGUGGUCUAGGAGGUAGCUCUGAUGGCAGUUCGGAUGUUCUUGCCUUUGGCACAGGCUCUGUGGUGGACAGUGUCACCGAGGAAGAGGGUGCCGAGUCUGAGGAGUCCAGCAGUGAGGUAGAUGGAGAAGCUGAGGCCUGGAGCUUGGCAGAUGUACGUGAGCUGCAUCCUGGGCUACUGGCACAUCAAGCAGCACGUACUCGUGAUCUCCCGGCACUGGCUGCAGCACUGGCCCAUGGAGCUGAAGUCAACUGGGCUGAUGCAGCAGAUGAGGGCAAGACCCCACUGGUGCAGGCUGUGCUAGGGGGUUCCUUGAUUGUCUGCGAGUUCCUUCUGCAAAAUGGAGCUGAUGUGAACCAAAGAGACAGCCUUGGCCGGGCCCCCUUGCACCAUGCUACACUCUUGGGCCGUACUGGCCAGGUCUGUCUGUUCCUGAAGCGGGGGGCUGACCAACAUGCCCUAGACCAGGAGCAGCAGGACCCAUUGACCAUUGCAGUUCAAGCAGCGAAUGCUGACAUUGUCACACUGCUCCGCCUGGCCCGCAUGGCUGAGGAGAUGAGAGAAGCUGAGGCACCCCCUGGUCAGCCAGGCCCCCUGCCAGGCAGCAGUCCUACAGAGCUGCAGUACCGCAGGUGCAUCCAGGAGUUCAUUGGCCUCCACCUGGAGGAAAGCUAGGACCUGGAAGGCCGGGCAGCUGAGGGAUCCCUACCCUGACCUCAGCCUACCCGGCCCAGAAAUCUUGCAUGUCCCUGAAGACCCUAGCCCCUCAUCUAGCCACAGCCCUGCCUGUGACAACUGUGGGCCCAUCCCAACAGCCCAGUACCCUGGCGUUCUUAGAGUCCUCACUCUCUUGCUUUUCCCUCCUUCUGGCUGCUCUGAUGCUCAGCCAGAGGACAGGAACCCAAGCACUACAUCUUUUGAAGCCCCACAUUUAUGGGUGCUGUAUCGUCUGGUGCCCCUCAUUUUACCUGGGGCAACCUGUCUUCAGGUGGUCCUUCCUUCAGGGGCCUGGGCUGUUCAUGGCACAAACCACUAUUGAGGUCCAUGUCACCCUGUGCCCUGCUGCCCUCAGGGCCUACUUCAACUUGUGCCCCUAUGUUUACCACCCCCAAACCCUGGCCUGCUAGCUAGGUCCUUCCUACAUACUCCCAGAGCCCUUCCUCCAGCCUAGGGCUGGUGGCUGGCCACCAGCACCUUCCCUGGCAGGAGUCGCAGCCCACCCAGGGAAUCACCCUGAGUACCUUGCUCAGUGACCCCAGCAUCUGGGCUGGGCUUUGAUGGUGCUGGGAGGUGGAGCUUUGGCCCAGGUCUUCCACCCAGCCUGGACGCAGGCGUCCCAAAGCCACAUGGGUCCUUGUGCCUGAGGGCUCAAGUCCAUCCCUGCCUCCUCCAGAGGCACUGUCUGGUUUACCUGGGCCAGAGCCCAUGCCUAAAGCAACUGGUACUUUCCACCCUGUGCCCAAUGUUCUUUGUUACUGUCUGAGAGGAUUUUCUACAACAACCUCAUUCUUACUUUGUCUGCGUCUUUUUUCUGUGGACGCUCAAGGACCAUCCUGACCCCAGCUCUGCCUGCUGCUGGGGAGGCCCACAUACAUUUCCCCCCUGCCGUGCCCCCAUGCUUCACUCCUUGGGUUGGACCUCUGAUAGGUCCAGUGGUCCCCUAUGUUGGGGCCCACCAAUGCCUUCAAUUUCUCUUUUUCUGGAGGAGUCCCAGGAUAGAGGCUGGGCCCCUCUGCAUAGUAUGGGGUCCUUGGUUAGGUCAAGAGCACUCAGCUGGUCACUAUGCAAACACUGCCCUGGGAGCAUCCAUGGACAGUAAUGUAGGCACUGGAUCAGGGCCUCUGACUCCCUUGCUUGAUGACUGUGGCCCUAAAGAGCAGAAUCAGCUUCUUCCUCCUGCUUGAGCUCUGCCCAUCACCUACCCUGCCACCUUUGGGCUGGCAGGACCCCACUCCUUCCUGCUCUGAUCACACUCACUUAAUAAAUCUCUGCCGCUUGCA